UUGAGCUCCUCAAACCAACUCCCAAGAUUUUGGCAAUUUUGCAUGCAAACUGUUCUUACCAAUUCAAGAAUCGCAGAUCCAUUACUGGUUUUUGUAACAGAAGCUGAAGAGAAAGACAAAGACAACGAUGAUGAAUGCUUUGGCUUUAGGUCUUGUCUUGACAUCGCUUGUAACUGCAGGGUUUUUCAAUCCAAGCCCAGAAAAGCAGGUUUCCAAAGAAGAUGUUAUAGUGAAAGAAGGGCACAGGGUAGUUGUGGUUGAGUAUGAAAAAGAUGAUGGAAACACAAAGGUUUUGAUCUCACCGCAGGAAUCCCUGAUAUCCCAUAAAUUUGCUGAAACCGGGUUUGCUGCAAAUGCGAAGGAUAAAUUGUCUGAAAAAAUGGAGGAUGCAAAGGAGAAGAUAAAAGAGGUUUCCUCUUCUGUUGUCCCUGAUGUGGGGAAAGUAGGAAAUCAAGAAGAAGAAAUUCAUCACAGGUUUAGCCCUGGAGAGCUUGUGUGUGAUGCCUACGGCAAGUGUAAGCGUAUAAUUGCAGGUGCUGUGGGGAAAACGAAGGAGGCGGUGGCUGAAACGGGUCACGAGGCGGCGGAUAAGGUUUAUUCCUCGAAGGAAGGGGCGAAGGAGGCUGUGAGUGAGGCCGUUGGCAAAGUUAAAGAUACUGCUACUCAUGCAGCCCACAAGGUUUCUGAUAAAAUCCAAGAAGCGAAGGCAAAUGUGAAGGAUUCUGCAAGUGAGAUUUCAAGCAAAGCAAAGCAGGAAGCUGCUCAAAAAGCCAGAGGGGUGAAAGAGCAGGCGGAGAAGGUGAAACGACACGUUUAUGAUGCGGUCGACGCUGCCAAGAAAGUUAAAGAAGAUACAGAGAGAGAGACAUCAAGAAAGAUGGAGGGUGCUAAAGAAAUGGUGUCAGAGAAGGCAGAAGAAUGGAUGGAAAAUGCCUCUGGUAGAGCAAGAGAAACUAUUCGCGUGAAAAAGGAAAGGCAGAAGGAACUGAGUGAAAUUCUGCGGAAUGCUCGUGAAGUUGCAGUCGAUGUUUUCAACUACAUGCUGCCACCGGAGAGGGUUGCGUCAUUCAUGGGUAUUUUGCAUUUAAUGGGAUUCGCAGCUGCUUAUGGGAUGUGCGUGUGGAUUACUUUCGCAUCGAGUCACGUUUUGGCAGGGGCAUUACCUAGGCAGCAGUUUGCAAUGGUGCAAAGCAAGAUUUAUCCUGUGUAUUUUAAGGCCAUGGCUUAUAGUGUGGGAAUGGCGUUGUUCGGACACUUGAUGAUGAGUCUGAGCCAGAGGAAAGGUUUUGUCCCAGUCAGUGGGGGGAUGUUCCAAGGCUUCAACAUUAUGGCGUCGCUUGCGAUGAUCUUGGUGAAUCUGCUGUUCAUGGAGCCUCGCGCAUCCAAGGUAAUGCUUGAAAGAAUGAAGAAGGAGAAGGAAGAAGGCAGCGGAAAAGAAGGCCAGGCAACCGAGCCAACUGGCAGAGUGGCGGAUUCAGAUUCAACUGCUGCAGCAGCAGGUAGAGUUACAACAGGUGGGACGACUACAAAGGAAAAUCCGGACGCAGCGUUAGCAAAGGCUCAAAUCAUCCGGUUAACUGCAACCCUGGAAAGGCUGAAUUCUUACUCAUCCUUCCUCAAUGUUUUGACUCUCACGUCGCUCACUUGGCACCUAGCUCAGCUAGGCCAGCAUCUGCACACUGCUUGUUGAUGGUGCCUAGCGAAGUCUUGCGUGUUGCCUCUCUCUGUUUAUGAAAAUGUAGUGUGGUUGUGGCAAUCAUAUUGAAUUGCUGAUAUGGCUCAUGGGGUUGUGCUGGUGUUGAUUUUGUAGAUGGUGUAAUAUGAGACGGAAUGUCAAUUUUCUGAAGCAGGAACAACCUAAGACUGUUAACAUACUAUC
This is a messenger RNA of Sesamum indicum (sesame), 1879 nucleotides long. RefSeq lists its product as uncharacterized. Lineage: Eukaryota; Viridiplantae; Streptophyta; Magnoliopsida; Lamiales; Pedaliaceae. The record is from RefSeq and is a predicted model, not a curated record.